UUCUGUUUCCAGUCGGCUGCCAAAACUCACCUCAUCAAACUCGAGCGUAUCCAAUACCGUUGUCUUCGCAUCGCUUUGGGCUGUAUGCCCUCAACGCACAACAUGAGUCUUGAAGUUUUGGCAGGAAUACUCCCUUUGAAAGAUCGAUACAAUCUACUAUCACUUCGGUUCCUCAUCAGGUGUGAGGUCAUGAACCCAUUGGUGAUCGUUAAUUUUGAAAGGUUACUAGAGCAAAAUCUUCAUACCAGAUUUAUGUCUAUAUACCAUGUCCUCAUGUCAAUGCAGGUAAACCCUUCUUCGUACUCUCCAACUCGUGUUUUCAGCCCAGACUACGAUAAUUCUUCUGUCCAGUUUGAUUUGUCUAUGCAGCAGGAUAUUCGUGGAAUCCCGGAUUCGCAUCGCCCACUUCUGAUUCCAAAAAUUUUCGAAGCUAAAUAUAGACACGUCGAUGCUGACAAAAUUUACUUUACCGAUGGGUCUCUAAUUGAGGAAUCAACGGGAUUUGGAGUUUUCAACGAAACAACUAGCGCCUCUUAUAACCUCCAGUCACCAUGCUCUGUAUAUAUAGCAGAGUUAGCUGCUAUUCACUGGGCCUUGGAGAGCAUCGCCUCACGGCCUGUUGGGCACUACUACAUUGUAACGGAUAGUCUAAGCUCAGUUGACGCAAUACACUCAAUACGACCGGGAAAGCACUCGCCGUUCUUCCUAGAGAAGAUACGGGAUAUUUUGAGUGCUUUAACAAGACGUCGCUUUUCAAUCACCUUUGUUUGGGUUCCCUCUCAUUGCUCGAUAGUGGGCAAUGAGAAGGCAGACUCUCUGGCAAAGGUGGGGGCGACGGAAGGCGACACGUAUCCACGUGAAAUCGUCUUCAACGAAUUCUACUUCUUGGUACGAGGGAACUCUCUUGUCAACUGGCAGCGCAAAUGGGACGAGGAUGAGGAUGGUCGGUGGCUCCACUCGAUUAUCCCAAAGACGCGGUACUCUAUCGUUUUGACAUUGCUGGCAGCAAUUUGUGUAGUUGCGGCCAAGGUUACCAUGACAUCGAGCAUAUUGUUUGGUCGUGUGAGGUCCAUCUUGUCGCCAGAACGAAUUUAAUAGACUCCCUUAGGGCCCGAGGAAAACCACCUAAUGUUCCAGUGAGAGAUGUACUAGCUGUGCUAGAUUUGGACUAUAUGUUAGAAAUCUACCUUUUUCUAAAAGCUAUCGAUCUUCGUCUAUAAUUUCUUUUUUAUUUUCAUAUUUCCCUUUCUAUCUUCCU
This is a messenger RNA of Uranotaenia lowii, 1258 nucleotides long. RefSeq lists its product as uncharacterized. Gene Ontology annotation, molecular function: nucleic acid binding; RNA-DNA hybrid ribonuclease activity. The record is from RefSeq and is a predicted model, not a curated record. The transcript is spliced from 2 exons. Lineage: Eukaryota; Metazoa; Arthropoda; Insecta; Diptera; Culicidae. Bases 85 to 1095 code for a protein of 336 amino acids.